CACAAAAACUAUUCCAAAAAACUAGCUUUACCCUUUUGCACAUGAACCCCAUAUAUAUAUUAAACCCCCUAGCUACACUUGAUCCCAAAACCGAAGUCUUUGAAAAAACACAACCAUUUUCUUGAUCAUAAAAUCUUUGUCAUAAUGGUUAACAAGGGUGUGGGUGCAUUUGUCUGUCUUCUCAUUAUCGCAUUGGACAUAACCGCCGGUAUACUCGGUAUCAAAGCGGAAGCCGCCCAGAAUCAGGAGAAGCAUUUAAGGUUAUGGCUAUUUGAGUGCAAAGAACCAAGCCAAGAAGCAUAUAGGCUUGGAUUUGCUGCAAUUGUGCUAUUGAUAAUAGCUCAUGUGUUGGCUAAUUUGCUAAGUGGUUGCACUGCUUGUAGUCAUGAAGAGAUCCAUAAAGCUUCAACUGGCAGACAAUUGUCAUUGCUAUCUCUCUUCUUUACAUGGAUAAUAUUGGCAGUUGCAUUGGGGAUGCUAGUAAUUGGGACCAAAGCAAACAGCAAAUCGAAUGCAUCGUGUGGACUAUCACAUCAUCAUUUUCUUUCUAUUGGAGGGAUUUUGUGUUUCGUUCAUAGCCUCUUUUCAAUUGCUUAUUACGUUACUGCCACUGCUUCAAUCCAUUAAAAUUAAAGUCAAAAAAGCUUAAAUUCUUUUUGGACUUUUUUUUCUCCCCACUAAUCAAUAUGUCUACUUUUUUUUUUUUUUUUUUUUAUUAUCUUGCUUUUAGUCUUUUUACCCAUCCCUAUACCUUGUUUCAUGGGAUCUUUUUCAUGAUAACAAGGUGACUAAUUUAUCCUUGUCUAAUGUCCUGGAAAUUUCAAGUUUUGAAGCUAGUGUGUGACAUUGUGAUUGUUCAUUUCAUUUUUUUGUAUUAAUAUCAAUUAAAACCAAUGUGUGGUAUUAUAGUGGAGAUUAUGAUUGUAUUGGAUUGUUAAUUUCAAUGAGUACUUGUUUUUAUGAUGA
Molecule: messenger RNA, 966 nt
Organism: Erigeron canadensis
Lineage: Eukaryota; Viridiplantae; Streptophyta; Magnoliopsida; Asterales; Asteraceae
Exons: 3
Coding region: 145-627 (160 amino acids)
Source: RefSeq, a predicted model, not a curated record